Molecule: messenger RNA, 1692 nt
Organism: Hippocampus comes (tiger tail seahorse)
Lineage: Eukaryota; Metazoa; Chordata; Actinopteri; Syngnathiformes; Syngnathidae
Gene: ca8
Product: carbonic anhydrase VIII
Exons: 9
Coding region: 306-1151 (281 amino acids)
Molecular function (GO): carbonate dehydratase activity; zinc ion binding
Source: RefSeq, a predicted model, not a curated record
GGGGGGGGGGCGUACAGAGUCAAGAAAAAUGCAGAGAACGACAGCUCUACAUCCAUUCAGGCAGAAACUUGGUCAGGCACCACAACCGAAUAUAGGAACUUAAAAAAAAAAAAAAAAAAAAAAACCACGAGAGAGAAAACAAUUACAUUUUAGAUAAAGACAGGGUAGGCUGUAACGCAGCGAGCUGGGAAUCCUUGUCGGCGCAACGGAGACUUCAAUUUUCCGUCCAAGUGAACAGCGUGUGCCGGAGUGAAUUGAAAGUACUGACCCGUUUUGCAUCCCGAGUGAGCGGACUGCCAAGCAGCAUGGCUGACAAAGUGAACGAGGAGUCAAAUAACACUCCAAGGAAAGAUGAGCUGGACUGGGGCUACGAGGAAGGUGUAGAGUGGGGGCUCCAUUACCCAGCGGCGAAUGGGGAGUGUCAGUCUCCCAUCAACUUGAACUCCAGGGAGGCCCAAUAUGACCCCUCCCUCCUGGAUGUCCGCCUGUCAUCAAACUAUGUGGUGUGUCGUGAUUGCGAGGUCGUGAAUGAUGGACACACUGUACGCAUCCUUCUCAAGUCAAAGUCAGUGGUCAGCGGCGGUCCAUUACCGAGCGAUCAUGAGUAUGAACUUCAUGAGGUUCGAUUUCACUGGGGCAAAGAGAAUCAGAGAGGAUCAGAGCACACGGUCAACUUUAAGGCUUUCCCCAUGGAGCUCCAUUUGAUUCACUGGAACAGCACACUGUUCAAUUCUCUGGAGGACGCUUUGGGCAAGAGGAACGGAGUUCUCAUUGUUGCUCUUUUCGUGCAGGUUGGUAAAGAGCAUCUGGGUCUGAAAGCCAUCACAGAGGUUCUGCAGGACCUGCAGUACAAGGGGAAGAGCAAGAUAAUUCCCUGCUUUAACCCAAACACUUUGUUGCCUGAUCCAUUACUGAGAGACUACUGGGUGUAUCAAGGAUCUCUGACAACGCCACCUUGUAAUGAAAAUGUCAUCUGGAUCCUCUAUCGCUACCCUCUCACAAUAUCGCAAUUACAGAUCGAAGAGUUCCGUAGGCUACGCUCACACGUCAAAGGCGCAGAGCUGCCAGAGGGCAACGAUGGGAUUUUGGGGGACAAUUUCCGUCCAACCCAACCACUGAGUGAUCGGACAGUUCGGGCGGCUUUCCAAUGAUUCUCUUGUUCCACUGCCAACUCCUAAAAAUAGGACGGAGAAGAGGCAAACCUGAAAGGGAAGAAAGAGGCAAUGUAAAGAAGAACAGAGGGAAGGAGAGCGCUGAAGAAGUUUGACCAUGGGUUCCAUCCAUACGUACGGCAGAUCUCCAGGCCCAAGUUAGAAAAUAAGUCACAAGUUCUCCGGUUCUUCCGUUUCAGCCCCCCCGGACCUGUUAUUUGUCAUUAUAGGCGCACUUAAAGCGAAUAGCAAUUAGGCAGCUCAUCUGCAUAUGAAAACGUGCUUGAUUAUGUUUUGAUUCAUUAUUUGAAAAAACUUCAUAAUAUGAAAAUGUCUGUGUGAUGGGUAGUACAGUUUCGGGUUAGUCAGCUCAUAUUUCUAACUAUGACGAAUGUAUGUCUAUGAAUGAGUCACCCCCUUGCCAUCUUAGGGGACAUAUGAAGGAAACGCAUACUUUUGACGUGUUGCCAUACAAACCGGCGGGUCAUUUGAAUUCACGCCGACGCAUCGAGUUGAAUAAAGCUUUUUCCUUUGGCCCAGA